This is a messenger RNA of Symbiodinium natans, 312 nucleotides long. The record is from the annotation of a GenBank genome assembly. NCBI's taxonomy places the organism in Eukaryota, Dinophyceae, Suessiales, Symbiodiniaceae.
AUGGUUCGUGUUCACGGCCACCGCAUGGUCUCAUGGCAACGUGGAGCAGACGGCCCGAGCGCAGAGCAUGAUCCGCAACGCGAUCGAAGGAAUAGAGGUGCAGCACCAGAUCUCUUCACUGCAGGGAGAGCCAGUCGCCAAAAGGAUACGCCUUGCGAACAUCAGUGUGGUGGAGGAGGUGUGGACGUGGAUGCUCGAGGGCUUCAUCCCCCUCUUCGCAGGCAGCCUCGAGGAGCCAGGUGUGCUACGAAAGUUCAACCAGGUGAUCCGUCCAGGAAUCCAGCUUCGCCAGAGACGGGUAGCAGACGUUGA